Grosmannia clavigera kw1407 is the source of this 1758-nucleotide messenger RNA. Its product is annotated as hard surface-induced protein. Gene Ontology annotation, cellular component: membrane. Lineage: Eukaryota; Fungi; Ascomycota; Sordariomycetes; Ophiostomatales; Ophiostomataceae. Gene Ontology annotation, biological process: polysaccharide biosynthetic process. Bases 1 to 1758 code for a protein of 585 amino acids. The record is from RefSeq and is a predicted model, not a curated record. Gene Ontology annotation, molecular function: acyltransferase activity, transferring groups other than amino-acyl groups. The transcript is spliced from 2 exons.
AUGGUCUCUGCUGCGCUGAAUGGCCUCCGUCGGUGGACGCUGAGACAGCUGCAGCCCGUGUACGAGGAGCUGGCAGACGAGGAGCGCAUGGACGAAGAAAGAAAGGAGGAGGAGCUGAGCGAAUCCAGCCUGUCUAGCCUGUCCAGCAGCAACUCGAGCGCACCCGAAUACGCACCAGGGGGUCAGAGAGAGCUGAGCCCAGCGACGACCGCCUUUCGCCUGAUCACCUUCAUCCCUAUCCUGACAGUCCGGCUAUUGCACACCGGCCUGGUAUUCCUGACCGAGCCGGCUCGACGACGGGCUUCCCGAUUUCAAACCGGCUGGCCACCCAUCCACGACAAGCUCGGCUUUCUCAUCGUAUUCGUGCCGUCCUUCCUCCAGCCGAGCGGUCCUGGUUCCGCACGGAAACUGCACCCUUCUGCAUGGCUUGACGGCCUUCGGGGCAUUGCAGCAUUUCUCGUCGUCUGGCACCACGCGAGCCUCCUCUGGUUUUCCUGGAGCAUCCACCGGGGCUACGGCAGCUCCGAAAACGACAACCGGCUGAUUCAGCUGCCUUUUCUGCGACUUGUCGUGUCCGGCCGCCCGCAGGUGGCCAUCUUCUUCGUCGUCUCGGGCUAUGCCCUCAGCUACAAACCGCUCAAGCUGGCGCGCCAGGGUCGCCACAGCGAGGCCGGUGAGGCCAUCCACUCGUCCGUCUUCCGCCGCCACCCGCGGCUUUUUAUCAUGCCGGUCGUCGUCAGCUUCGUGGCUGCCCUGAUGACGCAAUGGAACUGGUACGGCACUUCGGACCAGGGCUGGACCGGCGUGGCGGCACCCGUGCGACGGCCGCCGCGACCGGGCACGCUGUCACGGCAGUUGCUCAACUGGGCGCUCAACGUAAAGUAUCUGACGAGCCCGCUGUCGCGCGAUAUGCAACGCGGCCGCCCUUUUGCGUAUGACAACAAUCUCUGGACGCUGCCGGUCGAGUUCGACUGCUCGCUCGUCAUCUUCCUAUGCCAGGCCGCCUUCUGCCGCCUUCGCCCGCAGGUCCGGAUGCUUCUCAUGGCCGGCAUUGUCUGCUAUGCCCACAGCUACCUAUUCUGGGAGAUCUUCCUCUUCUCCGGCGGCAUGCUUCUCUGCGACCUGCACUUUCACUUGGACGGGACAGGAUCUUCUGGCAGCAGCAGCAGCAACACUGCUUCUGAAGCAGCCGUUCCUCCGGUCAUUUCUGCCCGUAAUCGCCGACAACUUCGCAACGCUGUUAGCAUCUUCUCGUUCGCCACCGCCCUCUUCAUCCUCUCCAUCCCCGACGACAACCAGGGUGGACCACACACCCCUGGAUACCGGACGCUGUUCUCCAUGGUCACGGACGUGUAUCGACUGCGCAAUGAGCGUGAUAACUUUUGGAUCCCGCCAGCUGCCGUGCUGCUCGUCUGGACAAUCGACCGCACACCCUUCCUGCAGCGCCCCUUCAACUCCGCCUUUGCCCAGUUCUUAGGCACCAUCAGCUACAGCAUGUAUCUGGUACAUGGCCCGCUGAUCUGGACUGCCGGCCACUGGCUCGUGUGCCACACAACGGCUCUCACAGGCACCGACACGGACUUCCGCUACGGCCUGGGCAUCGCUCUGUCUGCUCUGGUUUUGUGGCCAAUCAUCAUAUAUCUGGCUGAUCUGGUAACGCGCACAGUGGACGUGCGUGCUGUCAGCUUUGGCCGGUGGUUGUACGAGCGAUGGGUGGUUAAGGAACCUGAACCCAUCAUUACGCGGCCGAUUUCUUAA